AUGCCCAAUCUAGAGCCGUGGAUCCCCACGGGCAAUGCCUUAUCUUGUAAAGUUAACCAGGAUGGUGCUGCAGAUGGCCACCUUGUGUGGGCUAAGGUGGAGCUGACCAUGCAUGCCACUGUGGAGGUGUACCUGGGUGACUUGGCUCAGAUCUCAUGUCAGUACAGCUUCACUGACACCAGCAACAAGCCCAGCACCAUCAUGAUUCAGUGGUUUGUGAGAGCUGCUGGGAACAGCUCACGGAUUCGGAUUUUCUACAGUGAUCAGACUGAGCAGAUGGUAGAUAACAACACUGAAUACAGUGGUCGCAUCCAUGUGACCUCACACCACCAAGAAACUCAACUCACCAUCCAGGACGUCCUGCUCUUUGACCAGAGAGAAUUCUUUUGCCAGGUUAAUGGGUUGGCAGCUGGAAACGCUGAAGGCAAGACCCACCUCAAGGUGUUUGCACCCCCAGAAGCUCCAGUGAUUGAGGGUGUCCUUAGUGGAAUCUCUGUAAUCAACGAGGAACCAUCUAAGGUAGCAUCGUGUGAGUCCCGGAAUGGCUUUCCUAAACCCAAUAUCACCUGGUACAAGAACAGCAUGCUGCUGAUUCCUACACUAGGAUAUGUGAAUGUGUUGAUCUUGGUGACCCGGGAGUCCAGUGGCUUCUACUCAGUCCAGAGCACACUGGAGUACAUGGUUGAAAAGGAGGACAAGGAUGCUAUUUUCUCCUGUGAGGUCAGCUUUUUUGUCCCCGGAGCCAUCAAGACAGUUGAAUCAAAUGGCAUCAACAUCACAGUUCACUACCCUACCACUAUGGUUGAGCUGUGGAAAGAUUCACCGCAGGGCUUGGUCAAAGAGGGGGAUACUGUGGAGCUGCGUUGCCAGGGUGAUGGCAAUCCCCCACCACCUUUCCUUUUCAACAAAGAACCAGAGCCAGAUGUGGACUUGGACAGCAGAGAUGACCUGCUGAUCCUGACAGCAGUCACACGACAAGACAGCGGCGUUUACCAGUGUCACCCUGUGGACACAGAUGGCACCAACGAGGUCAAAGGACAAAUGCAGCUGACUGUGCACUACCUGGACCCUGCUGUAGUUGUCCCAAAAGAAUCAGAGCUCAUGUUCAAAGGGGAGAGUCUGACUGCCACCUGCAAUGCUCCGUCCUCACUGAAAACCUCCACUGUCUGGUACAAGGAUGGGAAGCAGAUGGGACAGGGGAACAUGUUGCUCAUCCAGGAUGCCAGCUAUGAAACGACAGGAGAGUAUGUGUGUGAGGUGACCGUUUCCUCGCUUCCAACCCUGCACACCGUGGCUUCUGUACACAUCAUCGUUCAAGGUGGUCCCCAUCUGGUGGGUGUGGACAGAGAGGUACAGCAGGAGGAGGAAACGGGUCAGAUGGUAAACCUGAGCUGUGAGGCACAGGGUCAUCCACUCCCCAGCAUCGACUGGAGCAUCACCGGCAGCCAGAACUGGUAUGAGGUGGUGAAAAGGGCAAAUGAUCACAUGACUCACAGUGUGGUGUCAGUCAAAGUAACGUCGGACAUCAGCGCUCUGUGUAACGCCUCCAAUGACAUGGGCAGUGAAGUCAAAGCUUUCACCAUCAAAGCCAUUCCCACGGCCACUUCGACGGCUCCCUUCUCUCCUGGAAGUAAUGGCGCAUUGACUGAUGGGAAGCAGAUGGGACAGGGGAACAUGUUGCUCAUCCAGGAUGCCAGCUAUGAAACGACAGGAGAGUAUGUGUGUGAGGUGACCGUUUCCUCGCUUCCAACCCUGCACACCGUGGCUUCUGUACACAUCAUCGUUCAAGGUGGUCCCCAUCUGGUGGGUGUGGACAGAGAGGUACAGCAGGAGGAGGAAACGGGUCAGAUGGUAAACCUGAGCUGUGAGGCACAGGGUCAUCCACUCCCCAGCAUCGACUGGAGCAUCACCGGCAGCCAGAACUGGUAUGAGGUGGUGAAAAGGGCAAAUGAUCACAUGACUCACAGUGUGGUGUCAGUCAAAGUAACGUCGGACAUCAGCGCUCUGUGUAACGCCUCCAAUGACAUGGGCAGUGAAGUCAAAGCUUUCACCAUCAAAGCCAUUCCCACGGCCACUUCGACGGCUCCCUUCUCUCCUGCUGAGGGCAGCGGUGUGAUCAUUGUGGCCAUCAUCCUGAGUCUGCUGCUGCUGGCCAUCCUGGGCAGCGUCCUCUACUUCCUCCAUAAGAAGGGGAAGGUCCCGUGUGGACGCUCGGGGAAGCACAGCGUCACCAAUGAAAAGUCCAGCAAAGACGACAUCGUUGCAGAGAUGAAGACAAGUGUGAAGAACGAGGGAGCGGUGCUGCUGAAGGAGAUGAGAAAGGCCUGAGGCAGCAGUGACAUGCAGCCGGAGGCGGAACGUGGAGACGGAGACCAGAGACCAACUCACUGUCCGCACAUUCCCAUCAUGCUCUCUGCUCAGCGGUACUCCUACGCUGACACACUCGUAGAUCUUGUUUCGGUUGUUUGCUGUGUGUACGAUGCUGAUUUUUUUUUUAAGUGUGUAUAUUUGCUCGAUUUGUUAUUUAAAGUGUUCAGGCUGUUUGCUUAUUUGCUGAUUUUUCUUUAAACUUGUUUAGUCUCCAACAUAUUGCAGGUGUCACCAGCACAUUUUCAUACGUGGUGCCAAUAUUUGCCAAAAUAAUUCACAGCACUCAUGCUGCAGUUUUUGAGCCAAAACAAACAAACAAAGAAAAAACACGUACAACAAAUAAAAGGAGACGUGUUGUUUGGAUGCAGAACAUCUGAAGCAUCAGGAAGCUCGAAGGCUUCAGAA
This is a messenger RNA of Thalassophryne amazonica, 2775 nucleotides long. RefSeq names its product melanoma cell adhesion molecule a (gene mcama). The record is from RefSeq and is a predicted model, not a curated record. NCBI's taxonomy places the organism in Eukaryota, Metazoa, Chordata, Actinopteri, Batrachoidiformes, Batrachoididae. The transcript is spliced from 21 exons. Bases 1 to 2328 code for a protein of 775 amino acids. Gene Ontology annotation, biological process: angiogenesis. Gene Ontology annotation, cellular component: plasma membrane.